AUGCAAGCCAGUGAACUGCGCGAAGUCUCCCUUGCCCUGCGCGCUGCCCGCCGCAAUCAAACACCAAUCGAAAGACCCACGAAGAUAUGGCCCGCCCUGGAUGCCGAGGGGGGAAACAUCGCCAAGGUGAUGCAGGAUGCGUUCGGACUUGAUCAUCCGGACUAUGGGUUCCUUUUGGCGAGUACAUUUGUAUAUGAAGGGACAACCUUCGACCGGAAGCAAUAUAUUAAACCGUUCGUGGAGUUAGAGCCGGCAUUUGUGCUUCGGGGACCUCUGCGUGGGCCAAACUGCACCGUUGCCGAUGUCAUAAAUGCUGUUGAUUAUGCCAUUCCCGCCAUUGAAAUUAUUGAUUCCCGUGUAAAGGAUUGGGCGAUCGACCUCCCCGAUACCUUGGCUGAUAACGGUUCAACUGGCUUGGUGAUUCUGGGUGGUACUCCACGGAAGCUUACUGAGUUUACCUUGCGCGACACCUGCGGCACAUUGCGUUUUAACGAUCGGGAAGUUAUGUCCGGCAACACUGCCAACAUCCUCGGAAAUCCUCUUUCUGCUACUGCGUGGUUGGACAAUCGACUGGCUGCCUAUGAUAUCGAGUUCAAACCAGGCCAAGUGAUUCUGCCUGGUAGUUGCUUCCAGGCCGUCCCCAUGGAGGAAGCCGGCCAUUGGACUUGCACAUUUGAGGGCUGGGGAACUGUCGAAUUUGACGUUGUAUAA
Messenger RNA from Aspergillus pseudonomiae, 711 nucleotides. RefSeq names its product 2-keto-4-pentenoate hydratase. Gene Ontology annotation, cellular component: cytoplasm. NCBI's taxonomy places the organism in Eukaryota, Fungi, Ascomycota, Eurotiomycetes, Eurotiales, Aspergillaceae. The coding region runs from base 1 to 711 and encodes 236 amino acids. Gene Ontology annotation, molecular function: 2-oxopent-4-enoate hydratase activity. The transcript is spliced from 2 exons. The record is from RefSeq and is a predicted model, not a curated record.